GUUAUCUUCAUAUAUGUGUGUUGAGACAAAUAAAAGUAAAAAAUAGAGUCAAGUGAAGGGGAAAAAAAAAAGACAAUAUGGGAUUUCAACGUUUUACUACAUGCUUUUUGUUAGCACUUUGUAUACUAAGCCAAAGUUUAACAAAAGGUACAUUUGGUUUUGCAUGCAACUGGGGAACACGUACAACACAUCCUCUUCCACCUGAAAUACUUGUGAAGCUUAUGAAGGACAAUGGAAUUAACAAAGUGAAGCUGUUUGAAGCUGAACCAACGGCAUUAAAGGCUCUUGGGAAAUCUGGCAUUCAGGUUAUGGUUGGCAUACCCAAUGACAUGUUGGAUUUACUUGCUACCAGUGUCAAUAAUGCUAUUGCAUGGGUCGACCAAAAUGUAUCCUCUUACAUAUCCAAAAUUGGGGUCGAUAUAAGGUAUGUUGCUGUAGGCAAUGAAGCUUUCCUAAAAACAUACAAUGGUAGAUUUGUGCAAUCAACAUUUCCAGCCAUAAAAAACAUUCAAGCAGCACUUAUAAAAGCAGGGUUAGGAAGACAAGUAAAGGUGACAACACCAUUAAAUGCUGAUGUUUACCAAAGUGAUAGUGGUCUUCCAUCAGGUGGAAACUUUAGACCAGACAUUCAAAAUCAAAUGAUUUCAAUAAUCAAAUUUCUUAGCCAAAAUGGUGGCCCUCUUACAUUUAACAUCUACCCUUUUCUUAGCCUUGAUGCUGAUCCAAAUUUUCCUAAAGAAUUUGCUUUCUUUGAUGGUUCUGCUUCCCCUGUAGUUGAUGGUUCAAUUUCUUACACUAAUGUUUUUGAUGCAAACUUUGAUACACUCAUUUCAUCUCUUGAAAAAAAUGGUUUUGGUUCAAUGGAUGUUAUAAUUGGUGAAGUCGGUUGGCCAACUGAUGGAAAUUCAAAUGCUAAUGCAAAAAGUGCACAAAGAUUUAAUCAAGGACUUGUUAAUAGAAUAGUGAAAAAACAAGGUACACCUAAAAGACCAACACCACCUGAAAUUUACAUGUUUGCCCUUUUAGAUGAAGAUGCUAAAAGUAUUGAUCCUGGCCCUUUUGAGAGACAUUGGGGAAUUUUCAAUUUUGAUGGUUCCAUGAAAUACCCUUUAAAUCUUGGUAGUGGAAAAUCACUUGUUGGUGCAAGAGGUGUUAAAUAUUUGACAAAACAAUGGUGUGUUAUUUCAUCUAAUACAAAUGUUUUAGAUCCUAGUUUUGCAGAAAGUAUGAGUAAAGCUUGUACUUAUGCUGAUUGUACAUCUCUUGCUCCUGGUUCUUCUUGUAGUGGUUUAGACACAAAGGGUAAUGCUUCAUAUGCAUUUAAUAUGUAUUAUCAAACAUUGGAUCAACGAAAAGAUGCAUGUCAAUUUAAUGGUCUAUCAGUUGUUACCAACAUUGAUCCUUCACCUUCUCAAGGUACUUGCCAUUUUGAGAUUAUGAUUGAUAUAGGUAAGCAUGAAAGUAAAUCUACUUCUUCUGCAGCACCAAGAAUUGGAAUUGAGUAUUUUAUGGUCAUGCUGGUAUCAAGCUUCAUUAUCAUAUUAUUAUCAUUAUUUAUAUAGUCUUGUUUGAAUUGUACAUUAUUAUCUCUGUUUUUUUUUUUUUUAGUUUUGGUUUUAUUUAUCUCUAGUUUGCCAAAAAUAAAUGUACUAUUGAAAUUCAAUGAUUCUAUUCUAGAGUGACACAAUUUUUAAUCGGUCCAUAUUGUGGUACUGUUA
This is a messenger RNA of Cicer arietinum (chickpea), 1718 nucleotides long. Its product is annotated as glucan endo-1,3-beta-glucosidase 5. NCBI's taxonomy places the organism in Eukaryota, Viridiplantae, Streptophyta, Magnoliopsida, Fabales, Fabaceae. Gene Ontology annotation, biological process: carbohydrate metabolic process. Gene Ontology annotation, molecular function: hydrolase activity, hydrolyzing O-glycosyl compounds. The record is from RefSeq and is a predicted model, not a curated record.